This is a messenger RNA of Ctenopharyngodon idella (grass carp), 3490 nucleotides long. It is a transcript of the gene shisa4, whose product is annotated as shisa family member 4. Lineage: Eukaryota; Metazoa; Chordata; Actinopteri; Cypriniformes; Xenocyprididae. The transcript has 5 exons. The coding region runs from base 405 to 1007 and encodes 200 amino acids. The record is from RefSeq and is a predicted model, not a curated record.
UGCUACAGAAGCCCACGGGCUCCAUUUUUCCCUUCAUGGAAUUUCGCGCGUCUGCUGCUUUAGCUUUUCCACACAACCGCGGUAAUCUAAUGGAAUAAUUCUCUUCACUUCCCCUCAUAGUUUGAUUUUUGGAAUACUACGCUUCAUCCCGCGGAAAUGAACGUCCUUUAAUUUAUUUUAUCUAUGAGGAGGCUGGUACUGGAGAUUUGGCGUCAGGCGUGUAGCGUCACGGGCGGUGUGUCAUUCCACACAGAUCGCGUGUUGAUCACGAAGCCGCUUGAUUCCGAGCUUCGCUAUCUGCGAGACGUGGCAGAUAUUAUCAUUUAAAGGUUUCUUUAUUUUUUCAAAAGGAUACAAAUGUAACCAUUUUUGUCUGGUAUAACGGAUAGUGUUCUGGAAGCAGGAUGUCCUUCUACGCCAUCAUUAUACCGGUCCUCUAUAUUAUUUUCUCUGCUUGGCAGGUGAGUGCAAAUGAGGACUGUUUGUGGUAUGUGGACAAAAAUGGCACCUGGCACAAUGGCUUUGACUGCCCACUCAUAACCUUCUGCUGUGGGAACUGUCACCGCCGUUACUGCUGCCUGGAUGGCUUCAAGAUGAUCACAGAGGCGGGACAGAAGCGCUGCAUGCUGUUCCAUCUCAGCCCCUCCACUAUAGCUGGCAUUGCUUCAUCGAUCCUGCUCUUUGUGGCUGCUAUAGCAACCAUGGUCUGUUGCUUCAUGUGUUCCUGUUGUUACCUUUACCAGCGCCGGCUGCAACGUGGCAGAACUCCUUAUGAAGCCCAGCACAUUCCAAUGGCCAGCUAUCCUGUGGAGCAUAUGUAUGAUGCUUAUGGUAAACCCAUUGGACAUCCUGAUUAUCCUGGAUUUCCAAUGGUGCCGCAGUAUCCGGGUGUCCCUCACCAAUAUCCUAUGAUGCCCCAGGGUCCUUAUCCUCCUAAUCCUCCUGAUGCAGGAUACAGUCAAGCAGCUCCUCCGCCAUACUCCCCUCCCCAAUACCCAGGGCACUGAAAGAGCUGGAGUCCCUCAGUGAGAAGAAGAUAACCCUUACAAUGGGUGAUGAAGAGGGGCCAUGCUUGCUUGGAAUCCCUUGUAUGAGAAGCGGUUUUAAAAAAAAUGAUUUAUGUUAUUUAUUUCUCAAUUAGUUUGUGGAGUGAAGCAUGAACUGACUUUGGAAUCGCCUCAUGCGUCGGAGUGUUUUCUUGUUUGAUGUACAGCUUUCACGUUUCACUAAUCAGCAAGACUCUUCCCACUUAAAUCCAGCAACUCACAGACCUAAAGACUGCUUUAAAUUUGUCAUUAUAUUUUGUUCAAACUCUCUAAAAUGGACCAUUAAAUAUGGCUGUCCUGCAGAAGAGACUGGCUGACAGUUCUGUCUUAUCCAGGAUAUCAUUCUCUAUUCAGCCAAAUAAGAAGCAGCGUGUGACAUUUGCACUUUAUUCUGCAAUAGACAUGCUUAGCUGUCUCUCCCUGCUUGUUUGUUCAAAAUGUAUUUAUUUUACCGCUAAUCUGAGCAUGUCAUGUGCAUCAUUGACACCAAAUCAUGCAGUACGCUUUUCAUGUCUUAUAGACAGUUAACAUGCGGACAUGAGACAUAGAUGUCUUAUAGACAGUUAACAUGCAGUAUGUAAAUAAGAAAGAACUUACAUUAAGAAAGAAUUUCAUGUUUCAUAGCAUCCUCACCAGCAACCAAAACUAAAUUCUGUGCAUUUGCAGUUCAUUAUCUGUUGUUAGAUCUGGCUUGAGGUUGAGCUGUAAUGUUAACAGCCCUUAGAAUUGCAUGUCUUUUAUUGUAUCUCUUGCUUCCUAGGCCAGCUGUCAAGGAAAUCACAGCAAUAUUUGCAUUUAGAUGGAUGUCCUUUUUUAUUUGUUUCAAAAAGGUUUUUGAUCUUUAAAACAUUUCACAUUAAUUUAAGUUGUUUUGUUACAUCCUCACAGCGAGGUAAAUUUAAGUCCCUUUAGGCAAGUCCGUUCACUCGGCCAUUUUCGUAAUGCCAUCAUGCAGCUAUUUCCAGCCAUAUACAGCUCCUCUUUACUUGAAUGGGGAAAUACUAAAAGUAAAGUUCACGCCAAAAAUAAAUAAAAAAAUUUCACACCCUUUCCCAUUGGCUCUUUUAACUGUAAAGUUGUGGUCAAAUUUACCGUUGUUCUGUGAAUUUUCGCAUGAGAAAUCAAGUCAUUUAAUGGGAAUCCACACGAUUAUGAAUUUUGCGUUCACGUCGUGCCACAUUGAUCAACAGUCAAUGUUUGAAAGUGACUUUUGUUUGAGCUGUGCUUCAUACACAGCAAAAUCACCAUAGUUAAAUCAACUCUGCUCGGAGUACAUAUGGUCCCUCUCUAAAUAGUGUUAAAGUAACACUGAAGCAGAGUUAACGAGUUAAUUAAGUGAUGAUUGAGCGUUAGUGAUGAACACCUGCUGUUAACAAGCAGAAUCACUGAAGAAAAGAGAAACACAAGAACUACAACUGACUUCAGCCACAGUCUUAGAUGAAAUCAACUGAAGAUAAAAUACAUUAUGUCUCUCAAGAUCUCAGCAGAGGAGGAUUGUCUUUUCUUCAGUGAUUCUGCUUUUUAACAGCAGGUGUUCAUCACUAAUGCUCAUUCAUCACUUAAAUAAUUGCUUAAUCAUCUCAUUAACUUUAACUCUGUUUCAGUGUUACUUUAACACUAUUUAGAGAGGGACCAUAUGUACUCGAGCAGAGUUGAUUUAACUCUAGAGAUGCUGUGUACUUCGCUACAUUAUUAACAAUAGAUAAUGGAACUUUUUUGCAUGUGAAAUUUCAUUAAUGGAACUGCACCUUAAGGACGGACUUCCGUUGCAGCCAUAUUGAGUGAUUUUCCCCAUUUAUAUAAGCACGAGUGGACGUCUCUGCCUUAAUUACUUCAUCGUAAGUUACAGUUUUCAAGGGUAGAUUAGAAUGUAAAUGAAAAGAAUUAUACAUCUCAUUAAAAUAAUCAGUUGUCAAUUGUCAGGUACAUUAGAGAUGCAAUUUGUUUUGAUUUUAAAUGAUUUCUGCUACCUCCUCAUCUCACAUCUGUUAAAUUCAUUUUGAUGCUUUGUCCACUGUUUAAAUAACGUGUUAGUUAUUUGAAAUAAUGUAUAUUUAACAGUGUUGUUUUUGCUAUAUACAGCAUAUGCUACUGUAUUUGUCACUCUGGAAUGUGAAGUACAAAUAAGAAAAGGAACUAUAAAAAUUUUUACAAUGUGUAAUAUUAACAGGUACUAUUUGAAACUGGGGGGGGGGGGGGAAUUAAUAGGCAACUAGUGUUUGAACUUGCACUAAUCAUCCUAUAAGAGAAGUCUAAUUGAACAGACUGGACAAGGAGUAUUGCAUAAUUCUUUUUUUUUUUUUACAAUAAAAACAGACUUGACAUUGCUGUCUCCAUUAAUUCUGUACCUGAAAUCAAUAGGUAACCAUAUCAACAGAUCAAAAGCUUUCGUAAAGAUUGGACAGUGCAUCGACAAAAAUAAACUGGGCUAUUGUCAUAAUUUA